UUUGCAAAUUUCUCUCGUUCCGCGGAGAGCGCUGAGCAAGACUAGAAGCAAUAAUUGUCGCGUCAAAGUCGUGCAUAAACAAGCUGAUAAUAAAACAGUGCCUCAAGUGACAGAAGCACGAUCAGUUGUGCGGGAGACAGCUGAGCUAUCGGAACGGUUAAAAGAAACGGCGACGUUUGGCAAAAGCUACGACUAUACAAAUAACUAACAAAGAAGUAUUGAAAUGAGAAAUAGCGUGUUGCUUUUAGUAUUUGGCUUGAUAUUUUGCAUUAAUCAUGCUUUGGCGGGUAAAACCGAAUGUCCGCAUAUUAAAUUGAAACGUCAGUGGGGCGGUAAACCGGCUAAGUCGCUCACCUAUCAAGUGCGUCCAAUACGUUAUGUUAUCAUUCAUCAUACCGUCUCCGAUGAGUGUAGUGAGUUUUUGACAUGUGCAUCGAUUUUGCAGAAUACACAAACCUAUCAUAUGAAUGAUUUGGAUUACGAUGACAUCGGUUAUAACUUUCUCAUCGGCAAUGAUGGUAUUGUUUAUGAAGGCACUGGUUGGGGCGUUCGGGGCGCACACACCUAUGGCUAUAAUAUGAAUGGCACCGGUAUUGCUUUCAUAGGAAAUUAUGCAGAGAAACUCCCAUCGCGCUCUGCCUUAACUGCGGCUAAAAGGCUUCUGGCUUGUGGUGUCAAGGAUGGGGAAUUGGAUCGUAAUUAUAUACUCUUAGCUGCUUCGCAAGUUUUGAGUACUCAGAGUCCCGGCUUGAUUUUAUACAAUGAAAUACAAGACUGGGAUCACUGGUCCUUAGUUCCGUAAUUAUAUUUUAAAACAAAAUUCAAAUAUAAGUUAAUAUUUCAAAAUAUUGUAAAUCGGCAUAUGUGGAUAUUAAAAAAUAAAAAAUGUUAUAGUAUAUAUAAUCAAAUUGGUCAAUUUAAAAUAUAAUAAUCGAAAUGUUUUUCAGUGUUAAAAAUAUAAAGUUUUUUUCGAAACUAAUUUAAUAUAUUUUUAAUUAAAGUAAUAUUUAGUUUCAAAUUGCAUCCAAAAACCAUUUUAUAUUUCCCUGAAUCGUGACAAUUCACUAAAUUAAUUAAUUAAAUUAUUCUAUAUUUAAUUAUAAAAAUUCAUAAAUCGUUUAAUAAUGAGAUUAGGUAAUUUUGGAUUUAAGGAAUAAUAAGGAUAUUGUAAAUUAUAAAAAUAAAAUUGCGUAAAUACUAUCUGA
Molecule: messenger RNA, 1205 nt
Organism: Bactrocera oleae (olive fruit fly)
Lineage: Eukaryota; Metazoa; Arthropoda; Insecta; Diptera; Tephritidae
Gene: PGRP-SA
Product: Peptidoglycan recognition protein SA
Biological process (GO): innate immune response; peptidoglycan catabolic process
Molecular function (GO): peptidoglycan binding; zinc ion binding; N-acetylmuramoyl-L-alanine amidase activity
Source: RefSeq, a predicted model, not a curated record